Messenger RNA from Ceratosolen solmsi marchali, 715 nucleotides. RefSeq names its product acyl-CoA desaturase. Bases 7 to 645 code for a protein of 212 amino acids. The record is from RefSeq and is a predicted model, not a curated record. Gene Ontology annotation, molecular function: stearoyl-CoA 9-desaturase activity; iron ion binding. The transcript has 4 exons. Gene Ontology annotation, biological process: unsaturated fatty acid biosynthetic process. Gene Ontology annotation, cellular component: endoplasmic reticulum membrane. Lineage: Eukaryota; Metazoa; Arthropoda; Insecta; Hymenoptera; Agaonidae.
UGGAAAAUGGCUCCAAAUAUCGUAAAUGGAGAAGUUAAUUUGACAAAAGAGGAUACAAACACUUCAAUUUUAGAAGCUCCAAAAAUUACCGAACAAGCGACUAUUGUAAAACCGGAAGAGGUUAAACAAAUCGAAGAGACAAAAGGAUCGUGGUUCCUACUUGAUAAAAAUAUAAUAUGGAAGAAUGUUAUUUUUAUAUUUCUGUUCCACGCGAUAGCAGCCUAUGGUUUCCUAACACUGCCGUACAUUCAACGAUGGAAGACAUUUUUGUGGGCAACGUUUAUUGGUGUGAUAGCGGCAUUUGGCAUUACUGGAGGCAUCCAUCGUUUUUGGACCCAUAAAGCCUAUAAAGCCAAUAUGCCAUUAAGAGUUAUUCUUAUGAUUUGUUAUGUCGCUGCUGGUCAGAAUUCCAUUUACAAUUGGGUUAGAGAUCAUCGUGUUCAUCAUAAGUUCUCGGAAACCGACGCAGAUCCGCAUAACAGCAAACGGGGUUUCUUCUUUUCACAUGUUGGUUGGCUUAUGCUUAGAAAGCAUCCUGAGGUUCUGAGAAAGGGUAAACAAAUAGAUAUGAGCGAUAUUCGAAUGGAUCCAGUGGCUGCAUUUUGUGAGAGAUUGGUACCAUGCAACUCUAUUUCAGAUUUGUAGAUAUAUGUAUGUACUAAAUGCAACGUGGAGUGUCAACAGCUUUGCUCAUUUUUUUGGCAAUAAACCUUAC